Thrips palmi is the source of this 3357-nucleotide messenger RNA. RefSeq lists its product as uncharacterized. NCBI's taxonomy places the organism in Eukaryota, Metazoa, Arthropoda, Insecta, Thysanoptera, Thripidae. The transcript has 10 exons. The record is from RefSeq and is a predicted model, not a curated record. The coding region runs from base 1 to 2643 and encodes 880 amino acids. Gene Ontology annotation, molecular function: protein binding.
AUGCUGCAGUGCCUGCCCCGGUGCCUGCCCCGGUGCCUGACGCUGCUGCUGCUGCUGGCGGUGGCCGUGGCGGGCGCGGCGGACUGCCCCCAGCACUGCGAGUGCAAGUGGCGCGGCGGCAAGGAGUCCGCCAUCUGCCGCGGGGCCAACUUCAAGGCGCUGCCCAAAGGCCUUGACGGCGGGACGCAACUGCUGGACCUGACGGGCAACGCCAUCGCCAGCCUGGGCAAGGACACGUUCGCGUCGGCGGGGCUGGUGAACCUGCAGAAGGUGUACCUGGCGCGGUGCAGGCUGGCCGCCAUCGACGCCCUGGCCUUCCGCCUGCUCAUCAACCUGGUGGAGCUGGACCUGAGCCACAACGAGCUGAAGACGGUGCCGUCGCACGCCUUCGAGAGCAUCGCCGAGCUGCGGGAGCUUCGCCUCAGCGGCAACCCCAUCCAGCGCGUGCAGACCAACGCCUUCGUCAAGGUGCCGCAGCUGGUGCGUCUGGAGCUGUCCGACUGCAAGAUCGCCUCGGUGGAGGCGCGCGCCUUCCUGGGCCUGGAGAAGAGCCUGGAGUGGCUCAAGCUGGACCACAACCGCCUGAGCACGGUGCGGCCCGAGGCGUUCGCCGACAUGCAGAGCCUGCACGGCCUGGAGCUGGACGGCAACCCCUGGAACUGCACGUGCGCGCUGCGGCCCUUCCGGAACUGGAUGCUGCGCAAGAACGUGCCGUCCAGUGUGCCGGCCGUGUGCGUGGCGCCGGGCCGGCUGCGCGGCCGCGGCUGGGACCGCCUGGACCUGGACGACUUCGCGUGCGGGCCGCGCGUGGAGGCGCUGCUGGCGGCCAAGCACGCGGCCGAGGGCGACAACGUGACGCUGUCGUGCCGCGUGCAGGGCGCGCCCAGCCCCACGGUGCGCUGGCUGUUCCGCAACCGCGCCGUGGCCAACGCCACGCAGGCCUUCGCGCUGCCGCACCGCAAGACGCUGCUGGUGCGCAACGGCACCAACACCAGCAACCUGACGAUCGUGGCGCUGGACGCCCAGGACGCGGGCGUGUACGUGUGCGUGGCGGACAACCGCGCCGGCAAGGUGGACGCCAGCGUGACGCUGUCCGUGAGUCGGCGCGCCGCCCCGCAGGACGCGCCGCUGUCCGGCAAGGUGGUGGCGGCCAGCGUGCUGGUGGCGCUGCUCUUCGUGCUGUCCACCUGCCUGGUGGCGCUCUGCCUCUGGAGCCUGCGCAAGCGCCACUCGCUGUGGGUGGAGCAGGCCCGCGGCGGCGCGCGCAUGUCGCGGCUGCGGCCCGACGACGCCAACCACUACGAGAAGAUCGAGAUGAUGAACCACAAGCCGGCCGCGCCGCCGCAGCCGCGCACCGCCACCAGCAGCGUGAACCACGUCGCCGACAGGAAGGAGGCGGAGGUAGGGGAAGCUGCAAUCAUUUCAGUGCACCGCCGCGGCGGCGCCAAGGGGCGCUACCGGGGCGUGCCGACGCACGACGAGGACGACGACGUGGACGAGGUGGGCUACGACGCCGAGGUGGAGAUGACGCCGACGGCGAGCAACGCGUGGAGUCGCGAAGCUGCGAAGAGCUACGCGGCCCCCCGCGAGGUGGACGCGGUCCCGCGGCUGCCCGCGGACGGCGCCGCGCUGGCGGAGGCCAAGUCCGCGGCCAAGUCGAGGCUGGCGCCGCUGCUGCUGCCGCGGAACGGCCUCGUCCCCGACGGGCCGCGGCACCACGUCAUGAGGAAGAAGGUGCUGGGCGACAGCGGGGGCAGCCUGUACACGUCGCUGCUGGGCGACGACGGCGCCGACGACCGCCCCUUCCCGGACCUGCUGCAGCCGCAGCCCGAGUCGCUGCCGCCCAGCCUCGGUGGCAGCGUCGGCGGCGACCUCGGCGGCGGCCUUGGCGGCGACCUUGGUGGCGGCCUCGGCGGCGGGCUGCGCGCGGGACUGUGGGGCACCCUGCCUCGGCGGCCGCACCGCCACCGCGGCCACGGCAGCAGGCGGGGCUCCGAGUCACCGCUGCUGGCCGACUCGAGGUACGGGUCGUCGGGCGGCAGUUCGAGUUCGGGGCUCGCGGCCUCGGGGCUGUCGGGCCUCGGCGCGGCGUACCCGCUGCUCCACCAGAGGUCGUCGUCGUCGCUCAGCCUGGCGGGGCCCUCGCUGGCGGGGACCUCGCUGGCGGCGGCCUCGCCCCACGGCCCGGCGGCGCACGGCGCGGCGACGCGGCCAUCGCGCCGCAACCCCAGCCUGCCGGGGUCCCCCAGCAGGGACCGGCCCAGCGAGACGCCCAUCCUGGCCGGCCUCAACGGGCCGUCCUCCAAGAGGUACUCGCAGGGCGUGGCAGGCGUGGCGUCGCCAGGCUCGUUCGACAAGUACGACCGCUACGACUACCACACCGCGCAGCUGGAGCGCUUCCUGGACGAGUACCGCACGCUGCACAGCGAGCUGGCCAAGAUGAAGGAGACGUGCGACUCGCUGUCCGGCGCCAACCCCAAGUCCAUCCUCAAGAAGAAGGCUACUUUGGCGGGCGGCGCGCAGUCGGGUGGCGUCCCGCUGGGGCUCAACCCGCUCAGCCCCGACCACCCCUACUGGGUGCCGCGCUCCGGCCUGGCCGGCCUGGCCAGGCGCUACAGCGGCGGCGACUUCUACCCGAGCUGAGAGCAGGCACCUCAGGGCCGGGCCGGCCGGGCCCGAGAGCGAGAGGGCAGCUGGGGGAGCUCGAACGGCGCCUCUUGAGAGGAUAUAAACUGAACAGCGCUCAAUCGAACACCUGCGCGCGCGUUGAUGUUGUGUUGUCAAAGUUUCUGUUGUUGUUUCGUUCUUUUUUUAUUUUUUACUUUUCCUCGCCAGAUGGCGCAUCCUUCCAUGUGCCAACCAAUCAGGUUAAUUACCCACCCCCGGUCUGUGAAAGGUCGACUGUGUGCUGAUGGACCCCCAGCGUGACACAUGAGUGUCGGCGUGUGUGUGUGCGUGAGUCGGUGAGAGAAAGAGAACGCUAGUGUUAGUGUGUGUAACUGUGUGUGUGGACGGCAUAACGUCGACUCUGGCGUCAUGUGCUGGACGUUGAGUUAUCGACUGGAAUGUCCAUUCUACGAUGGACGACUCCACGCUGCGACGGCUGGAACCGAACCGGGGUCCCGCUUUGACGGUCGCUGUGCGACAAGGAAAGAAAAGAGGAGAAAACUGCUCCAUCGAGCUGCCGCUCCCACUCUGUUCGACUUAUCUCUGUGACUGUACAUGACUUGUAAAUAUGUCUGUAGCGCGUCGUCACGCUGUGCUCGUGACCCGACGCGCUAUGUCUCGUUGUAUCAUUGUUACUACUGUCCGUUUGGUUCAAAAUAAAUUAAACGACGGAGGCGUGUUUUCUAUUUA